CAGAACUGCAGUUCCCAACCAAACCAUCCACAAUGCAUAAUGGAUCCCCCCAAUCUUGAAUACUCCGAAGACUUCCACAGUGAGAGACCAGAUUAUCAGUAUCUUUUCCAUGAAGAGAUAACCUUGGAAAGACAUGCCCCAGUUCAAAGAAGGCAAGGGAGCCGAUCGCGAGAGAGCCAUUAUUAUCAUUCUGUUCGUGAGUUAUUGAUCAGGCACCGAGCUGUAAGUACCUUGGUCAACAAUGAGCCAUAAUCCACUGAUUCAAAAAAGUCGGCAGUCACUACCGAGGAGAAUAUCUUGACAGCCGAAGACAUCUACCCCGAACGUUUUAGGGAUAGAGAGAUUGAUGAAUUUGCAAGCCUUCGCUUUCUGUAGGUUCAUCUGAAGAGGCCGUUGAUCUCCGGCUGAAUUUCGAAAAAGUAUCUCCUCACCAAGAGUUGAUACCCAAGAGCUUGGAAUGAAAGCUCGCAGCAGGCCAGAAGCACCCUAUCCAUUCGAUGAGCAAACCUUUUAUAGAUUCGUCAAUAUCCUCAAUUUUCCCAAAGCCUCUUUUUCAUAUCGAGGAUUUGGACGAGUAUCGAAGAUUUCUGGUCCUGAAAAUAUAACGUGUAUGUCACAAAUUACCAAUGCUCUUCCUUGUAUUAACUCGGCUAGCCAUCUAUCUUGAGAAUUACAGCUACGAAAACGGAUGGUACAAGAUUUACAUUGCUUACGAUCCAUGUUUGAUGAGGACUUCCAUUUUCCUUCACAACCUCGACUCUAGAGAAAUCAAUAUUGUAUACUCCAAGCUGCAAAACCCCUCAAAUGCCAUCCUAACAAUACAUCCUCUGUUUGUCGUUCUACUAACCUACGAGUUAUUAUUCCAAAAUUGUCUCCGGAGUCUGGGUCGUCUCUUCAUAGGCCAAAUCACUCUAGAGCGCGAUCUUGGGCUUGGGCCAUUGACAGGUCAACACGAAUAUUACCAAAAUCCAAACGUUGACAAUAAAGCAGCCUCGGUUAGAGCAUUCAGUGACGGGAAAGCGCUAUGUGGCUUAGAGAAAAUGGAAUACAACGUGAUGAUGGGAAGAAAGCUACUCUCCUAUUUCGAGGAGCUGGAUAUAAUGACUCUAGAAGGGCCCAACAAAACCUCCUUCAAAAAGGCAGGAGCGAUGAUCAAAACCAAGCUGGAAUAUUUGGUUGAAAGCCUUGAGCUGCAAUUUCCUCGUCUAAGACGAGCGAAAGCUAAUAAUCAACUAAAUAGAACAGGAGUAAUUUCCCAUUUCCAUCGAACUACCCCCCACCAUCUCCUUCAACUCACCAAUCCUCCAAACUAACACCCCAAAAGCCAGAAUCCCGCCUAACAACCCAAACAAACACCCUCUCCUACCAAAUCGCUUCUGAGACCAGGUCCGACUCUAGCGCCAUGAAAGCCAUCGCAGUCCUUACCAUGAUCUUCCUUCCUGGGACUUUCCUCGCUUCCUUCUUUGCCAUGCCUCUAUUCAACUGGGAUUCGGAGACCCAAGCGGGCGUUGUGAAUGGCAGAUCUUGGAUUUAUUGGGCUGUUACUAUUCCUGGGACGCUACUUGUUUUGGCCUGUUGGAGGGCUUGGUGGGUGUGGAGGGAGUGGGAUUUUGCGAAAGAAGGACGAGGGAAGGGUGGAAAAGAGGGAGGAAAGGUAUGGUGGAAGGUUGGGACUUGGUUUGCGGUUGAGAAGAAGAAGGAGGAAACCGAGGAAAUGGAGGCUUGA
This is a messenger RNA of Hymenoscyphus albidus, 1726 nucleotides long. The record is from the annotation of a GenBank genome assembly. Lineage: Eukaryota; Fungi; Ascomycota; Leotiomycetes; Helotiales; Helotiaceae.